GGCGCGUCCCCGUGGGCGGGAGCGCGCGGCUCGUCGCCGCCGGGCUGCCAGGCACGGCUCGGCUCCGCUCGGCUCCGCUCGGCGCGGCGCGGCUCGGCUCGGCACGGCUCGGCGCAGCCCGGCACCGCCCGCCGAGCCCCCCGCCCGCCUCCCGCCCACCCCCGUGCCGCCAUGGACGGGGGCGCCUUCGGAGCGGGGAAAGCCGGCGGCGCCUUCGACCCGCACGCCUUCAUCCGGCAGCCGCAGACCCUCCUGCGGUUCGUCUCCUGGCUGUUCUCCAUCGUGGUGUUUGGCUCCAUUGUCAAUGAAGGGUAUGUGAACCGCCUGGACGAGACACAAGAGCACUGCAUUUUCAACCGCAAUCGCAAUGCCUGCAACUACGGCAUUACCGUGGGUGUCCUCGCCUUCCUCAGCUGCCUUCUCUACCUGGCUCUGGAUGCCUACUUCCCGCAGAUCAGCAGCGUCAAGGACCGCAAGAAGGCAGUGCUCUCAGACAUCGGAGUCUCGGCCUUUUGGGCGUUCCUCUGGUUCGUUGGCUUCUGUUUUCUGACCAACCAGUGGCAAGCUUCAAAAGAAGAGGACAACCCACUGAAUGAGGGAGCAGAUGCAGCCCGAGCAGCCAUCACGUUCUCGUUCUUCUCCAUCUUUACCUGGGUGGGCCAGGCGUUCCUGGCGUAUCAGCGAUUCCGGCUGGGUGCCGAUUCGGCCCUCUUCUCCCAGGACUACAUGGACCCAAGCCAGGACUCCGGCAUGCCUUAUGCUCCCUACACGAACGAGGAGGAUGCUACAGAUGCGGUGGGGACGUACCAGCAGCCCCCUCCGGCGGAUGCUUUUGACACCGAGACACAGGGGUACCAAACGCAGAACUACUGAGCCACCGAUGCCCCUUUCCUUCCCUCUUUCCCUUCUGCCCCCUAUCCCACUGCCGGCAGAAAGCCAAGGCACAAACCAGACACGUGCGUAGUGGCACAAGAGGUGGCUCUCAGCUAUGCUCCAGCCUUCUGGGUCAUCCGUUUUUAUUUAUUGUUUUUAAAAAAGAAAAAAAAAAAAAAAAAAAAAAAAAAAAAGGUUUUCCCAUCACCUGUUCUGUGUCCUUCCCUCAGAACUACCCGCCAGCACCAAAUUUCUUCCAAAAUAUGUCACUGCCUUGUGACAGGAAGGUCCCCCCUUCCCUCCUGUCCCUCCUGCCUCACUGCAGAGGGCAGAGUCUGGCUGGUGGGCAGGAGAGGGGGGAUGGCACCAGCAGGGAAGGGGAGAGGGUGCUGGAGGCAGAAGGGAAAGGGUGAAAGGGACCGAGGCCCUCCCCAGAAGAGACGGUGUUGUGAGAGGCUGGAGUAGACAUGGGAGCAUCCGAAUAGGGCCAGAGGGCCUGGUGGCUCAGGGAGGGGGAUGGUGUUGGGGUCAGCAUGCAGGCGUGCAGGGGGGUGGGGGGGCUGGAAGGGAGCAGGGACGGUGUCCUCCAUGCAAAGAUGGGGAGGCUUUUCUGUCCCAUCCACUAGUGAGAAAGGGGUGCUUUAUUUUUAGAGGGUUUAGGGAGAAGUGGUAUCGAGGGUGGGGAAGAAUUGCAAGUACAAUCAAAAACCACAGGCACGUCUGUAGGUUACAGCAAGAGACUGAGCAGAGCAGAGGGACGGUGCCAUGAGGGUCGCUUCUUCCCCAGCCCCCUUGGAUUGAGGUGAAGGUGGUUCCCCUCACCUGGACAUCCUGCUUACCACUCAGACCUGUGUUUGGUGAGGCAGGACAGGAGCCAUGCCUAGUCCCUGGUCCCCAGGUGCAGGGCCUGUGCAAGGAAGGAUGAAGGAGGUGGGCUUCUGGGUGGUUCUGAGAGCCCCCAUCCCCAGCUGGGCUGGUUCAAGGGGGACAGAAGAGCUGACAUUCCACCCUGGGUAGGAGGAGGAGAAGAAGGCCAGUUUUGCUCCUCAGGCCCUGCUGAACCCCUCCUGCAUUCCUCUGCUACCAGAGAGCAAAGCCACUCGCUGACACCAUUUUUGUAGCAUAGGAAUGGAGCAAUACUCCCCUUGGAAAUAACCACUGCUGUCAUGGCCAGCAUGCAUCUGGCUCUUGCACAGGCGUGCAACCAAGCGGGGUGGGGUCCUGCGCCUUUGCCUCCCACUCAGAUGGGGAGGGGGUCCUGGUGUGCAGAGAAUUGGCUGGGGCCAGACUGAGCUCUCUAAAAACUGGGCUUAUUGUAAAUUACAUAGACAAUACCUUAGUGCAUUUUCUGCAGCAUCUCAAAUCCUGUUUUUAAAGCCUCACCUAGGUGGCAGCAGUGACUCUCAGAUAGAGCUUGUAUGGACAUCAUUCCACACUCUUCAUGAUUUUGCUUUCAAGUAAAGACACAGCUGUGGAAGCACACUCUUUAUUCCAGGCUGGAAGUAAGAUCUAUGUGUGAAGACGGUCCCUAAGGGGAAAUAAUUCAGCAAUAGUCACCUGGGCAAUUCUCCCCAGCACAGACAUCUCUCAGAGCACAAGAAUCAGGGUAGCCUUGCAGCAGUGAGGAGCUCUGUCCCCCACGCAGCCACCCUGCUCCACACAAUGCUGACCACAAGUAGCAGAGGUCAGGAGCAGAUCCAAAAUCCACAGGUGCUUCCCCUGAGCGUCCAGCCUCUUCCCUCUAGCACCCUUAGGAGUCGGGAGGACGGGACACAGGUCUGGCCUGUGGUUGUGUGAACGUCUCAUCUGGAGGACACCGAGGUUACCUGUCCUUCCCCUCUCAACACAACUCCUCUCCAGCUGCCCCACAACCAUAGGGAAGGGGUAGAAAAAUGUAGAGCUGCAAGCCCCAAGAGGGAAGGGGGAACAGUUGUUCUCUGCUGUAUAUAGGCACCAUUUCUAUCUGCUCCUACCAGCAGACUUGUGCUGCUGGUGACCAUCCCUGUGGUCCCAUGGCUUGCCCACCCUUGUUAACCACUGGUGAGGCUGGGAGAGGGGCACCAGCCAGCCCCGUAGUCACACCUCUUGCUCUGUGUCUGUGAGUGAAAGCAAUACUGUAAAUAGGAGGGGUAUUUUUUGGAGGGAAGCCCCUCGGGCUUCUUUUUCUGUGGGCUCAGCCUAAUAUUUAGGCUUGGGAGGGGGUUACUUUAUUGGGAGAGGUUUGUUAUGACUGUGGCUGUGGGGAGAGCUCCCUCCAGUCCAUCUCUCCUGCUGGUGAAAGAACAAAUGACAAGUUGAAGGAGGAGAAAAAAUCAGUCGUACUCACCCAGACUCAUCUGUGUCAGUCUUAUGGCUUUCAUUUUGGGUGGAACCGAGAGGAGGAGCAGGAGGCUAUAAAUAACCAGCUCUCAGUACAAAAAUGUGUUGUACUUUUUGGAAGGCACUGCCCUUCACCUAUCCCCUCCCAUUAGUGAGGGUGCAAGGAACCAGACAUGUGAGGAGAGGUAUGGGCCAUAUGUGGGGGUCUUAAUCUGGUGCUCUGUUUUGGUCUGUAGCACAGGAGCAUCUUACAUGCCCUUUCUCCCAUCAGUUAUGCAGACGGCUAAACACCAUUUGGGGCUGACUAAUGAGCAAGUUUUCCUUUAUCCCCUUUGGCUUGUUUCCCUCAUGUAACCAGCUGAUGGGCUCUGGUGGGCUUGGAGGAGGAAUGGGCCUCCCUGUCAGAGCUGGCACUUCAGUGAUAGAUGAGCCAGCUGGCUUCAUCAUGGGUUACUGCUCAUCUCUGUGUCCCUUUCCUCCUUGCUUUGUGUCAUAGGAAAGGCAGUGGUGUAGCAGGGGACACUGUAACAGUAGAUAUUCGGGCAACUUCUUGCUUUUGCUCAUGGGAGGAGGACACACUCUCCUUGUGUUUACUUGCUUUCAGCCUUUGCAGUCAAGGGUUGGUGGUGACAGACCUUGGGGACAGAACUCUCCUUGUUUGCAGUCGCUCUUUAAAAUGCAGUUUCCAGUGGCAUUUGGCUGGUUCUGCAGCUGAUAAGAGAUAUGGACCUACCCAAAGGGUUGGUUAUCUUAUCUAUGGGGCUUCUGAUAAGGUGCUGCCUUUUUCUAGUGAUCAUAGGCAAGACCUGAAGCAGCUGGCUGGAACAUGUCCCUUUUAGAUCCUAAACAUGAGUGACAUCAGCCCUACUCUGGGGAUUAGGAGAUCAGAGGGAAGGCUGAAUAAGGAAAAUGAUAAGGCGGCUUUCUUUCCCCUCUGCCAUUUGUCCACAUGACAGAGGAUUACACAUCCCCCGUUGGGAACAACAGCCCCUUGAAUUCUUAUCUUAUGAAGCCCCCAAGAAAGGGGCUGUUCUGUGGCAAGAGCGGCUGCAAAGGGCAAAGGGAUGAUGAAACUUUGCCCAAAUUCCACCUGUGGGUUCAGCCUCCUGACAUGUCCGCACUCCCAGCUCACCCACAUUCCCGCCACAACGUUCACCUCCUCACACACCCUUCCCCUCCACAUUAUUCUUGGCAGGUCCCUCCGAGGAGGAGGUGUCUUUGUCCCCUGCACCCUGGGGAGCCCAUAGGAGUUCCCGGGAAGGUGGGGUUGCAGGGUGGUCCCCACAGGAGCCUCAGCUCCGGUCCCCAUAGCAGGUACAAGGCAAGGAGCCCAGUGAGGCCACCUCCUGCAGCAAAGUCCAAACCAUCCACCCAGACAACUCCCUGCUGCCUGCGUGGCAUCUGUCAGACCACCUGGGCUGCCCUGCCCCUUCCCUUGCCGCAUUACUGCCUGUGUAUAGUAUAUAUAUUAUAUAUAUAUAUUUAAAAAGAUGUAUAAUAUAAA
Messenger RNA from Columba livia (rock pigeon), 4696 nucleotides. RefSeq names its product synaptogyrin 1 (gene SYNGR1). The record is from RefSeq and is a predicted model, not a curated record. The transcript is spliced from 4 exons. Gene Ontology annotation, cellular component: neuromuscular junction; synaptic vesicle membrane. Bases 172 to 873 code for a protein of 233 amino acids. Lineage: Eukaryota; Metazoa; Chordata; Aves; Columbiformes; Columbidae.